AUGCCCGCUACCUUCGUUCCAUACCAUCCUUCGCGCCCGCCUUCACGAGCCGUCUCGAUCGUCGACGGAGCACCCAACCUCCCACCUCCCUCAGAUGCGCCGCCAUUCUACUACGACCGCCCUUCGUCCCGCUCUUCCCAACACUCUCCCUCGCGUUCGUGGUCGCCGACACGCACCUCUCUCGACUAUACCAUCCCGCCCUCAUAUAACGCCCCAUACGAACCCGCCGAUAUCAAUGGCAGUCCGAGACCUGGCUCGCCUUCUAGUAAAUAUGGCGGCAGCUCGAAAAGACCCCUGCCCCCAGCCCCACUGUUCGCCGGGGUACGCUCGAAUUCAUCCGAUGGCGACAAGGAUCUUUCAGACAUGACAGCCAUACCGAUCGGUGACGACGAUGAUCCCUUCACCGACGACGAGCGCCCGGACCUUCUCAAAACCGACUCGUUCGUUUCUGAUUCAAGCUACAACGAAGACGACUAUGACGAGAAGGGCAACUAUGAGCCUGCUCCAGAUGGAAAGCAAGAACGCCGUGGCGCAAGACCUGCAAUCAUGUCUAGGAAGGAGGUCAAACUCAUCAACGGAGAACUGAUCCUGGAGUGCAAGAUUCCCACCAUUUUGUACUCUUUCCUGCCCCGCCGCGAUGAUAUUGAGUUUACUCAUAUGCGUUACACGGCCGUCACAUGCGACCCCAACGAAUUUGUCGAGCGUGGCUACAAGCUCCGUCAGCAGAUUGGAAACACAACCCGCGAGACCGAGCUGCUUAUCUGUAUCACCAUGUACAACGAGAACGAACUCGACUUCACCCGCACCAUGCACGGUGUCAUGCGCAAUGUCGCCCACUUCUGCAGCAGACAAAAGUCCAGAACUUGGGGCAAAGACGGAUGGAAGAAGAUUGUCGUAUGUAUCAUUGCUGACGGUCGCAAGAAGGUUCAUCCUCGAACACUCGAUGCUCUUGCUGCCAUGGGCGUGUACCAAGAUGGCAUUGCGAAGAACUCUGUGAAUCAACGCGAAGUCACCGGCCACGUUUACGAGUAUACCACACAAGUAUCUCUCGAUCCCGAUCUCAAGUUUAAGGGUGCUGAGAAGGGCAUUGUGCCUUGCCAAAUGAUCUUUUGCAUGAAGGAGAAGAACGCGAAGAAGCUCAACAGUCAUCGGUGGUUCUUCAACGCGUUCGGACAGGCAUUGAAGCCCAACGUCUGCAUCUUGCUCGAUGUUGGUACGAGACCAGGGGACACUUCGCUGUAUCACCUCUGGAAGGCAUUUGACAAUGAUUCGAAUGUCGCAGGUGCAGCUGGCGAAAUCAAAGCCGGCAAGGGAAAGAACUGGCUUGGCUUGUUCAACCCACUCGUGGCAUCUCAAAACUUCGAGUACAAGAUGUCCAACAUUCUGGACAAGCCGCUUGAAUCCGUCUUUGGUUAUAUCACUGUCCUGCCUGGAGCCUUGAGUGCUUACCGGUUCCACGCCCUCCAAAACGACGAGACUGGACACGGGCCUCUCAGCCAAUAUUUCAAGGGCGAGACGCUACACGGUCAGGAUGCAGACGUUUUCACCGCCAACAUGUAUCUCGCAGAAGAUCGUAUCCUCUGUUGGGAAUUGGUCGCGAAACGCAAUGAAUCGUGGGUGCUGAAGUAUGUCAGACAAGCCACUGGUGAAACCGAUGUACCUGACGCCGUUCCAGAGUUCAUCUCUCAACGCCGCAGAUGGCUGAAUGGUGCAUUCUUUGCAGCAGUAUAUUCCCUUCUACACUUCAAGCAGAUCUGGUUCACGUCGCAUUCACCUAUUAGAAAGGCCCUCCUCCACAUUGAGUUCAUCUAUCAGUUUAUUCAGCUUACCUUCACAUGGUUCUCGCUUGGCAAUUUCUACCUGACAUUCUACUUUGUUGCUGGUUCUCUCUCGGAUCCGAAAAUCGACCCUACUGGAGGAAAAGUCAAUCUCUGCAAAUAUGUGUUCACCAUUCUGCGAUAUGCUUGCAUUCUGACCAUCGCAAUGAACUUCAUCUUGAGCAUGGGCAAUCGACCGCAGGGGUCGAAAAAGAUGUUCUUCGGCUCGAUGAUCGUCUACGGAAUAAUUAUGGCUUACACCACCUUUGCUUCUAUCUGGAUCGUGGUGAAAGAGUUUAGCGGAGGCAAAAUGGAGCUUGGUAACAACCUCUUUACCAACUUCAUUGUCAGCACUCUCAGCACGAUUGGACUUUACUUCCUGAUGUCCUUCCUCUAUCUGGAUCCUUGGCACAUGUUUACAAGUUCCGCUCAAUACUUUGGCAUGCUCCCCAGCUACAUCUGCACUCUGCAGAUCUUCGCUUUCUGCAAUGCGCACGAUAUCUCCUGGGGCACCAAGGGCGAUAAUACCGUCAGCACCGACUUGGGUGCUGCUAAAGCCUCAAAGGGCGGCACUGUCGAGCUUGAGAUGCCGAGCGAACAGCUCGAUAUUGAUAGUGGAUACGACACCGCUCUCCGCAAUCUUCGUGAUCGCGUCGAAGUUCUUGAACCGCCUCCAAGUGCAGCGCAACAGCAGGAGGACUACUACCGUGGAGUCAGAACGUACAUGGUGACGAUUUGGAUGUCCACUAAUGCUAUUCUGGCCAUGGCUGUCAGCGGAGCAUAUGGUGAGACCGGUAUAUCCAACAACGUCUACCUCAAGUUCAUCUUGUGGGCCGUCGCUGUUCUAGCCUUGUUCCGUGCCAUUGGCUCCUCAACUUUCCUCUUCAUCAACGCGGUCCAUUCGAUCCUGGAAGGCAAGCUGAAGUUUAGCGAUCGCAGCUCUACGGGUAGUAAGACUACCUCGAGAAAACGAUAUGGCUGGCGCAGCAAGAUCCCAUCCUUCAGCUUCCUCGAUGGGAGUGGCACGUGGAUCAGCGAUAAAGCUGGGGACGCGACUGUGGGAGUGAAACGAAUUUUCCGCAAAUGA
Molecule: messenger RNA, 2904 nt
Organism: Aureobasidium namibiae CBS 147.97
Lineage: Eukaryota; Fungi; Ascomycota; Dothideomycetes; Dothideales; Saccotheciaceae
Product: chitin synthase, class II
Exons: 2
Coding region: 1-2904 (967 amino acids)
Cellular component (GO): cell periphery; cell septum
Molecular function (GO): chitin synthase activity
Source: RefSeq, a predicted model, not a curated record